ACCAAGCGCCACCGAAUGCUACGCGACCCCCUCUCCCCCUCGUUUUUCUCCUCUUCUUUAAACCGCGCCGCGCCGCGCCUACCCAAAUAUAUAACCGUGGGUGCAGCCGUGCGCCGAGCCGUGCGUGCAGCAGGCGCAGGCCGUGCUCGUGCUCGCUCGCUCGGGCAGUCGGUCUCCCUCCGCGAGGAGAGAGGAGACCCUUGGCAAGCGUGGAGGACGACUCGGUGCCGGCCGAGUGCGGCUGCUGCUGCUGCGGCUGUCUCCUGCCGUGGCCGCGAAAUCAUCGGGUUGGCCGGUGGUCGGCGCACGCAGGUGCUAAGAGCUACAAUACCUGAGAAUUCAGUUAGUGGAUCAUCAGUUCGAGGAAAGCUGCGAGAAAUGGAGAUGGACUUGGCAGUCGAGCAGUACGGAUGCGUGCAUUACAGGAGGAAAUGCAAGAUAAGGGCGCCCUGCUGCGGCGAGAUCUUCGAUUGCAGGCACUGCCACAACGAAGCGAAGGACUCGUUGGAGGUCAGCAUCAGCGACCGGCACGAGAUCCCUCGCCAUGAAAUCAAGCUGGUUAUCUGCUCUCUCUGCAACAAAGAACAGGAUGUACAACAGGAUUGCUCCAAUUGUGGGGCAUGCUUGGGUAAAUAUUUCUGCGCAAAAUGCAACUUUUAUGAUGACGAUGUAUCAAAGAACCAAUUUCACUGCGAUGGAUGUGGCAUAUGCAGGCAAGUUGUGCUAAAUAUGCAUUCCUGUGACGGAGUAAUGAAAUAUGAGCCCUUUUUGAUAAAUCUCACCAUCACAUUUUACAGAACUGGUGGUGCAGAGAACUUCUUUCACUGUGACAAAUGCGGAUGCUGCUACAGCUAUGUGCUGAAGGAUUCCCAUCAUUGUGUGGAAAGAGCAAUGCACCAUAACUGCCCUGUAUGCUUCGAGUAUCUAUUUGACUCAACAAAAGACAUCAGUGCACUGCACUGCGGACACACGAUCCAUCUGGAAUGCCUAUACGAGAUGAGAUCCCAUCAACAAUUCUCUUGCCCGGUCUGCCUGAGGUCUGCUUGUGACAUGUCCCAUGCAUGGCAAAAGCUUGAUCAAGAGGUUGCAGCAUCGCCGAUGCCAGUGAUCUAUCAGAAGAAAAUGAUAUGGAUCCUAUGCAACGACUGUGGGACGACAUCGAACGUGCAAUUCCACAUAUUGGGACACAAGUGCCCCGGAUGCAGCUCUUACAACACCCGGCAGACAAGAGCCGCCCCUGCUGCCGCGUGCUCCAGAGUCUGAAUUCUGAAGAACAGUGAGAUGAGAGCUAGUCUGAACUCCGAAGAACAGCGAGAGAUUUGCACUGCUCUCUGCAGUCUGAAAUGCCCAAUAAAAAGAUUUGCAGCCUGUGAUUAGUCUCAAAGCCCAUCAAAACGCAAACAACCGUUUGUUCUGAAAUUUGGGCUCGUCCAUGGUUUGUUCCCCCUAGUAGGCCGGUCUGGUGCUAAUCUGGCCCAGCGUUGUGCUUUAGGCGGAUUUCGACUUUGCUUGCCUGCUGGGCCUUGGCCGCAAGCGCCAGUCAGGACUCUGCAUCGAGAUGAUUUUUAUCAUUACCGUGAUUUUUAUCGCGUUGUGCUUUCGCCGGUGAGGUAUUUCUCGCAAAGAAAAAGGAACUAACGAAAUGUGCUCGUCGUUCAUUGGCAUGCCGGUGCUUACGAGAUUGAAAUAAAGAAGUAGCGGUAUGAUCAUCAA
This is a messenger RNA of Oryza sativa Japonica Group (Japanese rice), 1713 nucleotides long. The record is from RefSeq and is a predicted model, not a curated record. NCBI's taxonomy places the organism in Eukaryota, Viridiplantae, Streptophyta, Magnoliopsida, Poales, Poaceae.